Messenger RNA from Drosophila takahashii, 6264 nucleotides. The record is from RefSeq and is a predicted model, not a curated record. Lineage: Eukaryota; Metazoa; Arthropoda; Insecta; Diptera; Drosophilidae.
UGCUGGCACAGUUAUUUCCACUUGGCGGCAAGGUCAGCGCGACAUGCAAAUUGAAAAGCGCCGCACGGGCAAGAACAAAGGCCAAAGGAUGCGUAGCAACAACAGCAACAUCAUCUACGGGAGAAAAAACAAAAACAACAGCAGCAACAUCGACUAACGAAAAUGUUUGAGAAAUAUGUCGCCACAUAUGUGCGCGCGUGUGAGCAAGUGAAAUUAAAAUUCCCGCAUGCCUAAUGAAUUCGCCCGCUCGUUCGCCAUCCCUCUCCCACAACCGUAAUGCGUGUGUGUACCAGUGUGUGUGCGUGUGUGUCGCUGACUUCGGAAUGACAACAAAAACAACAACUAAAGCAGCGACAACUAAAACAAUGGAUUGCUAAGCUGUCUUAGAAAAAAAUAUAUAAAAAGGAGAGUCAAAGAGAAAGAGAAAGUGGACGAAAGAGAGAGAGAGCGAGUGAGAGGUGAAGAAAAAACGAAAGCAAAAGUGAAACUUGCAGCGAAGAAAGGAGCUGUGAGCAGGGAAGCGGCGGCGGUUAAGCAACGACAAUCGGGGGCAUGUCCACAGCCAAAAGGCUGGUGCUCUCGCUACGUGGACGCAAGAACUCGCAGGGCAACUCGGCGACCUCAUCCACUCGCCUGGUAUCCGCCGGCACAUCGCCCGGCCAUGAGCUGGACGAAAUAGCGGUGGUCUCGGGCACCGGAUCCAGCAGUCACCACUUCUCCUAUGGCGGCUGCCUCGCCACCGGCGAUGCGCCUCUGCCGCGCUACUCAACAGAUCUAGGACCAAAGUUUGGCAUGACCCAGCCGAAAUUCGGGCAGAGUGUCUCGCAACAAGGUUUCUUCACUUCGCACGACAGCCUGGCCACACCAUGCGCCUCCAGGGCCUCCAACUCGCACAUGGCCACCGUAAGCACUGCCUCCGAAAUGGAUCUUCUGCACAACAAGCAACGCAACAAGUCGCGGGGUCGCCUGAAAGCGGCUGCCAGCGGCGAUCAGCCGCUCCUGGGCACCUGGAAUCGAUCCACCGGCCGCGGCUCGCAGGAUAACACACUGGCCGGCGGCGGAGCCACCAGCUUGGCCAUGGGCGGCCACAACCAGUACGGUGGCAACUACUGCAACGGCACAGAUCGCUACCCGCGCUCCCGAUCGCAGCAGCAGGGGCACCACAAUGCCGCCCAGCAGGCGCAUCACCCCUACCAGCUGCAACACUCGGCCUCCACGGUGUCGCACCACCCGCACGCACACGGUCCACCCUCGCAGGGCGGAGGGCCUGGUGGUCCGGGACCUCCCCAUGGCGGCGGCCAUCCGCAUCACACGCACCACGGUGGCGCCGGCGGCGGAGGCGGUGGCGGGCCAGGAUCGCACGGCGGGCAGCCGCACCACCAGAAGCCACGGCGAACGGCCUCGCAAAGGAUUCGAGCGGCGACGGCGGCCCGGAAGCUGCACUUCGUCUUCGAUCCGGCGGGGCGACUGUGCUACUACUGGUCCAUGGUCGUGUCCAUGGCCUUCCUGUACAACUUCUGGGUGAUAAUCUACCGCUUCGCCUUCCAGGAGAUCAACCGGCGCACGAUCGCCAUCUGGUUCUGCCUGGACUACCUGUCCGACUUCCUGUAUCUGAUCGAUAUACUGUUCCACUUUCGCACCGGCUACCUGGAGGACGGGGUGCUGCAGACGGACGCCCUGAAGCUGCGCACCCACUACAUGAACUCGACGAUCUUCUACAUCGACUGCCUGUGCCUGCUGCCGCUGGACUUCCUCUAUCUGUCCAUCGGCUUCAACUCGAUCCUGCGCAGCUUCCGGCUGGUGAAGAUCUACCGCUUCUGGGCCUUCAUGGAUCGCACCGAGCGGCACACGAACUACCCAAAUCUGUUCCGGAGCACGGCCCUCAUCCACUACCUGCUUGUGAUAUUCCAUUGGAACGGCUGUCUCUACCACAUCAUCCACAAGAACAAUGGAUUUGGAUCGCGCAACUGGGUCUACCACGACUCGGAGUCGGCGGACGUGGUCAAGCAGUAUCUGCAGAGCUACUACUGGUGCACCCUGGCCCUGACCACCAUCGGGGAUCUGCCCAAGCCGCGGUCCAAGGGGGAGUACGUCUUCGUGAUCCUGCAGCUGCUCUUCGGCCUCAUGCUCUUUGCCACGGUCUUGGGACACGUGGCCAACAUUGUGACGUCAGUGAGUGCAGCCCGAAAGGAAUUUCAAGCCAAGCUGGAUGGCGUGAAGACGUACAUGCGGAUGCGACGUGUGCCGAAUCAUCUGCAGGUGAAGGUCAUCAAAUGGUUCGAUUACCUGUGGCUUACGCAAAAAUGCUCGGACGAGGAGCGCGCCGUGUCCUGUCUUCCUGAUAAAUUAAAGGCUGAAAUAGCAAUUAACGUCCAUUUAGAUACACUUAAGCGGGUGGAGAUUUUCCAAAACACCGAGGCCGGAUUCCUGUGCGAACUGGUUCUGCGCCUGAGGCCCGUGCUCUUCUCGCCCGGCGACUAUAUCUGCAGAAAGGGCGAGGUGGGCAAGGAGAUGUACAUUGUGAAUCGAGGACGAUUGCAGGUGGUGGCCGACAAUGGAAAGACGGUGAUGGCCUCCCUGAAGGCUGGUUCCUAUUUUGGCGAGAUUAGUAUACUCAAUAUGGGCACCGCAGGCAACCGACGCACAGCCAGCGUUCGCUCGGUGGGAUACAGCGACCUCUUCGUCCUGAGCAAGAAGGACAUGUGGGACGUGCUGAAGGAGUAUCCGGCGGCGCGUGUUCGUCUGGAGUCGAUAGCCGUCAAGCGAUUGGAGAAGUACAAGAAGGCCCCGCUGGAGAAAGUCAAAUACUUUAAUGUAGUUGCCAUGGGCCGCUGUCAAUCGACGCCGGGCUUGGUCGAGAGCUGCGGCCGCACCUCUCUGGAGGAGAUGUGGCUGCCGCCGGCGACGGUGAUGCACCACCACCAGGCGCUCCAGCAGCAACAGCAGCAGCAGCAGCUGCAGCAGCCAUACCAGGCGGCCCAGCAGCAGCACCUGCCACAUCGUCAGGAGUCGACGCAAACCUCCUCUCAGACGCACGGGUACAGUUAUGCCGAUCGCUUGGUCCGGGCCACUGACUCCCCCAGAUCGGUUAGCCCCAGUGCCCAUGGAUCCGAGGAACGACCACGUAGUCGAACGACUUCACAUCACUCGAUAAGACCGCAAUCUCAGCCCAGCCACACGGGUCACAUUUGCGACUCCAGUUCGCACCUGGAGUGCUACGGAGCUGGUGUGGGCGGGGCUGGUGGUGGAACCACGCCCCUUUUGGGCUCCCACGAAGUUCUCGAGGAUGAGAUCAAGAGGCUGAGGGAACGACUGCAUACGGUGGAAUCGGAGAAUCAGGCCCUCAAUACGAAGCUCUCGCAGCAGCAAUGGGAUCUGGAGAAUCGACUGGCCGAGAUCGAGAUGCAGAUCUGCGGAGUGUCGUCCACAUCCAGCGUGGAUCCCGAGAACGAGACGGAGGAGCUGGAACGGAACAGAGAGAGUAUCAUAUAACACGGGAGCGUGCUGCCCCAUCAGGCGAUCGGUAUGGUGUACAUAUCAUGUUCCUCAUGAUUCCACGAUCAUCAUUGAUCAUCUGAACAACUGACUGCAUCCGGCGAUCGGGCGAUUUGGAUCAUUAAACCGCAUCAUAUCGCAUCUAUCUCGCAUCUCGCUUCCCCAAUCUCCCACUCUCUAUCUGUCUCGUAUUUGUGUUUCUCCCUGUCUCUUUCACUCACUGUGUUUUUGUAUUUGUGUGUAUGUGUGUUAUGCAUGCAAUCCAAAUUGCCUUACUAACGAAAAAACAAAAAAUCAAAUAAAAAAUAAACAUAACCAGGAGCAGCAACAGCUAUACAGCAGCAGGAGGAUCGGAGGAAUCAGGAGAAUCAGAAUCAGGAUCAGGAGGAUCACGGGCGGCCAAUCGAAAGUGAAAUGGCGACUCAGACCUGUGCCAAAUACUUUUCGCUCUAGAGAGCCAUAACGAGAGAGAUAGAGAGGGGAGGACAGGGCGUCAGAUGUGAAGCCCCCCAGAUGAAGAUGUGCAAUUAAUAUCUCUUAUGAUCCCGCAACACCAAAAGUAAAUGCAAAAAGCCAAUAAUGGCACUGCCAAAGAAUAUUCUCUGUACAUAGAAAUGGAAGAAAUUCAGAUCAAAAUAUACGCAAAACGAUUGUAAUUGAUUUAGUUGUGCACAAGCGAUCGGAGAAGCUUUAGUAGAUAAUCCGAGAGAACUCUUUCCAGAACCCCUAAGAACUUGUUACCCAAACACUUACACUUUUUCCAUACUAAGCUCAGAAAUAGAUUGAGAUUUACAUAGAUAUCAUUAGGCCUAGACGCUCUUCGCUCCUUUUAAUGGUUACUAAACCAAACCGAAACGGGUAUUCGAAUUCCCAUUGUAAAUACUUUCGCUCUAGGAACUCAAUUAGCAUUAUGGUCAAUGACAUAAGUAUGGAUCAUCUGAAAAAAUAACUAAAAGAUUACUUUAACUCAUGGGUGUAACAAAUGAAUCGUAUAUCUAUUGUAAUAUUUGCUAAUUGUAAUUCGAAAAACAAAAAUUUACUAGAUGUGUAUAUGGGAAACGAUUUACUUUACAACUGAAAAUAAUGCAUAAACAAUUUAUGGACAACUAAGUGAAUAUUUGCAAAAUAUUUGUACUAUUGGAAAAGAACUGCCAGAGCAUACACCACACACUCGAAAAACUAUAUUAAUAAUAAUAAUAAACAUAAAGAAAACUCAAAGAAAACGCUAAGGACAUUAAACUAUUAAUACAACCAAUAUUAAUGAGUAGAUAUGUCAAAGAGAAAACACUUUUAAUGCAAUAUUAUAUUGUACUACUGUCGUAUAUAGUAUCUACAUUAUACAUGAUCUACAUUACACUUGAUAUGGUAAAAAUUUAAAGGUCUAAAUGUAUUUAAAUUUAGUUAGUUGCCCCAAAAGCCAAAAACAAUGCUGAAGAUCGUAGUUGAGACAAAAAAAACCAAGAUUAAUUUAGGCAAGAGGGUUCUGUAGCAGAACACAGAACGCAGUUCACGAAUCCCCAUAAUAUGGGGCCUGCGAUAAAGAAGAAACAAAAGAUUUAGCUGUAAUUCUAGUUAUACCUAGUUAUACCAUUAGAUGUGUACCAGAGAAGACCAAAAAAAGAUCGAAUCUCGAUCGAUUAAGAAAAUUGUUCAGUGUCAACUCCCCAAAUAUUGAAAACCACAAGCUGAGUUGAUAAGGAAAUCUAUUAAUUCUAAGCAAACUCGAAUAAGAACCUAAACCUUACAGAAUGAGCAGGCGUUUGAGCCAGGAUACGUUUGAGUAUCUGCCGAGAAAACGGAAACUGGAACGAAACUCAUUUCAUGCCAACAAUAUAAAGGCCAAAAACUUAAGCUCAAAUUUUGUUAGGAUUUUUCUUAGAUUUUUAUCAACGAGGUUAACUUAUUUUCCUUUUUCUAGAAAACAAAUAGAAGGAAAUUCUUUUUUCGUAUUUUUCAACCUAAUUACUUUUUGGAAUAUCAUAUAACGGAUUAAAAAUUAAUUAAUAAUUACAAUAAACAUUAAAUGGGGUUUCAUCUAAGACAAAGCUUAUACCGAACAAGAAAAGUGUUGAACGAGAACUUUUAAGGGUUUAUCGUAUUUUUGAUUCCUUAGUUAGCCAAUUAUUGCCAAGGUUAAAGUUGAAUAAUAUAACUAAAUUAAAUUACAUUUUUAUGGCUUAUUAGCACGCUUAUCGCAGGGCGGAGGCUCUGUCCCCUGUUAGUAUUAUUCCCUCUGAUUUCUUCAAUGUUUUCCGUUAGAGCCCGUAUAGACAUAUAUCUAUUUGUUAUUGAACGUAAAAUACAAGGAACUACAUCGAUUCGGUUGUGUUGUUGACGCCAGGUGAAGGAGGAAUAGUUGGCGAGUUUGAAUGGCUUACAUAAUAAUAAUUUUAAAAUUAUUUGAUGCAUUGAGAUCUAUGAAAGAAAGAAAACAAAACAAAAGAAGAACAUUUAUAGCUUUAUUUUUACUAUAAAUUAAUUAAUUAAUUUAUAAGGACUAAAAAGUAAAUUAAUUCAGCAUUAACUUCAUAGCAAAAACACAGAGAAACACCAAAGUUCUCAGAUCAUCGGGCGAGAAAAGGCAUUUUUAAAAUCGGUCACUAUAAAUCAGAUCAGAUCAGACAAGGCCCCGAUUUGCAGCAGGUAAAUCGAGCUUAUCGUGCGAGAGAGUUUCAAAGCCGUUUACAUUGCUGAACCACUCUAAAAUCUGAAAAGGGUAAAAAAGAAAACCAAAACAAAUGGAAUUAUAAAAUAAAAACGGCAACCAAA